GCGCGGCUUAAUAUCCAUAACAUGACAUAUCGCGAACGUCGCAGGAGACAUCAACAUUUCGGUUGAACCAUUUUCAACUGUCCAGCAUGGUCUCGAAAGCGGAACGCCUUGCGCAGCUGCGCGCUCUGAGAGCUGCAGGCAAGACCGGUUUCGAUGCCUACGAAGUGCAAGAAGCCGAGUCAAUAUAUGAGACGGUCGAUGACGAAGGUUACAAGAAGGUUGUCAGGAGUCGUCUCGAUCAAGAUGACUUUGUCGUCGACGAUAAUGGUGAAGGAUACCUCGACGAUGGUCGUGAAGAUUGGCAAGAUGAACGUCAAGCCUCUGACAGUGAGAGCGGCGAAGAUCUUCCCAAGAACAGCAAAGCGGCCAAGAGGAAACGGGAAGAAGACGCAGACCGACAGGAGAAGUUGAACAGUGGGAUCAGCAAAUACUUCAAUCAGAAGCCAGCCGGCGCCGCUUUGAAAGCCAAACCUGUGCGAACGGCGGAGGAUGACGACUUCAUGGCGAGUCUUCUCGGCGAGGUCAACACUAACAUCCAGAGCCGCACUCCCACUUACGGCAAACAAAUGCGGAGCAAUGAUCGCCGCAAGACAAGAGUCCUGUCCCCUGCGCUCGACGAUCAGGAGCGAGAGCACCGACGUGCCAGCCGUCACACCAAUGCAAACAACACGCUUUCAACGACGCCGCCCGUCUCGAACAGACUGCAAGACGACGACGAUGAUAACAUGUACCUCACCGUGCCACAAGACGACGACGUUCCGAUGAGCGAUCCACUUCCGUCAUCACCAGCAGCUCGGGCUGUCGAACGCAAAGCAAAAGCUGCAAUCAAACUGGAAGAGGUAGAGGAAGACGACAUGAUGGAGGUGGCAGAGGUCACGGGUCAUUCCACAUUGAAGAAUGCCAAUGUAAACAUCAAGGGCAGUCGGCCUGUGGCCAGACAUACCAAAAUCGCCUUACCGACACCUAUCAGCUCAUCUCCUGUUGCGGCAGGCGAUGGCCCCGACAUAGCUGCGAUCAGCAAAGUGACCGAUCGACUCAACCUUGUGAGCAGUCCAGCCCCACAGACCGCAUCGGCUGGAAAGCUCUCAGCCAGUGAUGCGCUCGAAGAUGAUGGGACCCUCCGAUUUUUCUGGACUGACUACACCGAGGUUCGAGGCGAGCUCUGCCUUUUUGGAAAGGUGAAGAACCGCAAGAACGACAGCUUCGUUUCCUGCUUUGUGAAAGUCAAUAACAUCCUCCGGAAAUUGUACUUUCUGCCGCGUGAGCACCGACAUCGCAACGGCCGUGACACGAGCGAAGAGGUGGAAAUGGGAGACGUUUAUGAAGAAGUUAACACUUUGAUGGACAGAUUCAAGGUAUCGAUGCACAAAACGAAGCCAUGCACUCGGAAAUAUGCCUUCGAGCUGCCCGGAGUGCCAAAGGAGGCAGAAUAUCUCAAGCUCCUCUACCCCUACGACAAACCCGUGCUUCCCAUGGAUGUUCGUGGAGAAACAUUCUCGCACGUUUUCGGAACCAACACAUCUCUGUUCGAGCAAUUCGUACUGUGGAAAAACAUCAUGGGUCCGUGCUGGCUCACCAUUCAGGAUGGAGACUUUAACGCCGUGAACAAUGCGUCAUGGUGUAAGCUCGAACUCGCAGUCAACAAGCCGAACGACAUUACAGUGUUGGCCGAAACAGAAGCCACAGACACACCUCCUAUGACACUGAUGUCGUUAGUCCUCAAGACCACAUUCAACGAGAAGGAAAACAAGAACGAGAUUCUUGUUGCCAGCAUCAGAGUCUUCGAAGAUGUUUCCCUCUCUGACACAACUCCACCGGACAGGUUGCCCAAUCACACGCACACCAUCAUGCGGCCCUACGGCGAGUACCCUGUUGGAUUCAAAUUGCUGGCGGACAAGCACAAUGGGUCAAUCCGCAUGGAGAAGUCAGAGGCAGCGCUGCUGAGCUUCCUGCUCGCGAUGAUCCAGAGAUAUGACCCGGAUGCACUUGUGGGCCAUAAGUUGGACGACGUAGACUUCAACGUGUUGCUCAGUCGUAUGCGUGAUCGCAAGACUCCCGGCUGGCACCGAAUCGGUCGACUGAAGCGUGCAGAUUGGCCGAAGAAUGUUGGGAAAGGUGGCAGCAGCUUCUACGUCGAGCGUCAAUUAGUAGCCGGCCGUCUGCUCUGUGAUAUUGCAAAUGACAUGGGCAAAAGCAUCAUGCAAGGUUGUCAAUCUUGGAGUUUGGACGAGAUGGUCAAGCUCUUUCUACCGGACGCUCAUACUCGCAGAGAGAUUGACAUCGAGAAACAACUCGCGAUGGCGUCAACCAAGGAGGGCCUCAUGGGCGUUGUCAAGCUAUGCGAGGCCGACACAUACUACAUCGCAUCCAUCGCUUUAAGAAAGCAGCUGUUGCCGCUCACGAAGAUUCUGACGAAUCUGGCCGGAAACUCAUGGGCGAGGACCUUGAGCGGCACACGCGCUGAGCGUAACGAGUACAUUCUGCUCCACGAGUUCCAUCGUAACAAGUACAUUAACCCAGACAAGAUCUUCGGUAAGGGACCUACCAAUCAAAAGCUCGACGACAAUGCCGAAGGUGAGGGAGAAGAAGGAGCCAACACAAAAAAGAAAGACAAGUUCAAGGGCGGUCUUGUCUUUGAGCCAGAAAAGGGUCUGUAUGACAAGUUUAUUCUUGUUAUGGACUUCAAUUCCUUAUACCCCAGCAUCAUCCAGGAGUUCAACAUCUGCUUCACAACCGUUGAACGAGGCCAUCUCACAGAAGAAGACGAAAAAGUUCCGGAUGUCCCAGAGGACACCGCCAACAAGGGCAUUCUCCCACGCUUGAUUCGAACACUCGUCAGUCGAAGACGAGAGGUGAAGAAACUAAUGAAAGACAAGAGCGCCUCUGAGGAACAACGUGCGACCUGGGAUGUCAAGCAACAAGCCUUGAAGUUGACUGCAAAUUCCAUGUAUGGUUGCCUCGGUUAUACCAAGUCUCGAUUCUAUGCCAGGCCGCUGGCUGCCCUUACCACCUCAAAGGGUAGAGAGAUUCUCCAGUCAACGAAGGAUCUCGCUGAGUCGACUCACGCACUUCGCGUCAUCUAUGGUGACACGGACUCAGUCAUGGUAAACACUAACGUGGACAACGUUCUGGAGGCCAUCCAAAUGGGCAAGGAGUUUCAGAAAAGCGUUAAUGAAAGAUACGAGCUUCUGGAAAUCGAAAUCGAUCACGUCUUUCGCCGACUACUUCUCCAUGCGAAGAAAAAGUAUGCCGCGAUCCAGAUGGUGGAGAACAAUGGCGUAUGGGAGUCCAAACUGGAUGUGAAGGGUCUCGACAUGCGACGAAGAGAGUACUGUCAAUUGUCAAAAGAUGUCUCUGGCGAAUUGCUGAACUACUUGCUUUCAGGCGAGGACUCAGAAAAGGUCGUCUCUCAGAUCCACGAUCAUCUCCGCUCUGUCGGAGAAAAAAUGCGUAAUGGUGAAUACCACGUCGCAAAAUACACUAUUCACACCCAGCUCGGCAAGCAUCCCAAGGAGUAUCCAAAUGGAAACUCCAUGCCUUCAGUGCAAGUCGCACUCAAGAAACUCGCCAAAGGCAAACCUGUCAAAGCAAAGGAUGUCAUGGCCUUCGUCAUCUGCGGAGACAGCUCGAGCUCGGCUGAGAAUGCUGCCAAGAAUGCAUAUGAGCUUGACGAGGUCAUGGAGAAGGACAGCGGGCUCAAACCUGACGUUGAUUACUACUUGCACAAACAGAUUCUGCCUCCGGUUGAGCGACUUUGCGCUCCUAUCAGCGGAACCAAUGUCACACUCCUGGCGGAAUGUCUCGGCCUAGACACAAGCAAGUAUCGCGUUAGCAGUGCAAGCAAGGCGGUUGAGCAAAGCAAUGAGAUCACGACUCUGGAUAGUCAAGUACCCGAUCACAUUCGUUUCAAGGACUGUGAUCCGCUCAACCUCAUCUGCCUGGGAUGCAAACAUCACUUCGAAUACCGCGGUUUGAAUUAUUCUCCUCCCGCAGAUCUAGAAAUCGUGACGCCGCUUGCAAAGCUCACAAACUCUGGUCUUACGUGCCCACGGCCAGAGUGCCCGAAACAAAUCAUGACCACUCUCACCGCAUCUGCACAACUCGAAAGUCAAAUACGACGACAUACAGCGAAAUACUACUCUGCAUGGCUUGUGUGUGACGAUUCCGCAUGCGGCGCACGAACAAGACAGAUGUCUGUCUACGGCCACCGUUGCCUUGGUCCUGACGGCCUGGCAUAUGGCUGCUCAGGACGGAUGCGUUUCGAGUAUAACGAGAAAGCCCUCUACAACCAGCUUCUAUAUCUCCAGAGCCUGUUUGAUGUGGACAAGAGCCUUGAGAAACUCUCUGCCGCCGGACUCGGCAAGAUCAAGGCCGAGGGUGGCGACGAAAAAUUGGAGAAGGUCAAGAUUCUGGCUGGCAUGAACCGGGAUCGAUUUGACAUUUGUAAAGAUGUGGUCCGACAGUAUCUCGAUAAGAGUGCUUGGGGUUGGGUCAGCAUGGAUUCUCUGUUUGGAUAUGCGAGGAAGAAUCUCGGAUGAUUCUCGCGAAUGUUAUACAUAAUGAGUGCAUUAUGGAAUGCAGGAAUUGGAGGAUUGGCGUCAAGGCAUCAAAUAGGGAAUGUGGUUUAUGAAUAUAUCAGACGCAGACGAUUCAAAACAAGAAGUUUUAUUUUG
Messenger RNA from Dissoconium aciculare CBS 342.82, 4673 nucleotides. RefSeq lists its product as uncharacterized. Gene Ontology annotation, cellular component: alpha DNA polymerase:primase complex. Gene Ontology annotation, molecular function: DNA replication origin binding; purine nucleotide binding; pyrimidine nucleotide binding. Lineage: Eukaryota; Fungi; Ascomycota; Dothideomycetes; Mycosphaerellales; Dissoconiaceae. The transcript is spliced from 3 exons. The record is from RefSeq and is a predicted model, not a curated record. Bases 87 to 4538 code for a protein of 1483 amino acids. Gene Ontology annotation, biological process: lagging strand elongation; leading strand elongation; DNA replication.